AACCUCAUCCCUCUUCUCUGUAUCCGGCCCUUGAGGCUCUUCCUGUCUGCAGAGCAUAUUCGCCGAGUCCGCAUCGUGUUGCUCCGAGCAACCCACCUACCGUUUGUUGCACUGAUCUGGGCCUAUGAAUCUAGCCGCCGCUAUGUUUCGCGGCGAAAUAGUCAGUUUCCACCAACGGCCACGACAGGAGGGAGCAGUCGCCCGACCUCGUCUUUCCAAGCGGGCUUCCCUCCCUCCACGCACCAUGCCCCGCUGCAGAGCUCCGCAAGUGAGGGGCAGUUCUCUAGACCUACAAGAACCAAGGAGCGCUCUCACUCGGAGAUACGCGGAUCAUUUCCAGGGCAGGCUGGACCUGUUGACAUUCCGGAUAUGGUCGAUGAAAUAGAGAGAUUGCGAGUUCAAGUGGAACGAGUGGCUACAACCGUGGCCUUUCUCCAUCGA
Aspergillus brunneoviolaceus CBS 621.78 is the source of this 441-nucleotide messenger RNA. RefSeq lists its product as uncharacterized. The record is from RefSeq and is a predicted model, not a curated record. Lineage: Eukaryota; Fungi; Ascomycota; Eurotiomycetes; Eurotiales; Aspergillaceae. The annotation marks the transcript as partial. The transcript has a single exon.